This is a messenger RNA of Camelina sativa (false flax), 933 nucleotides long. Lineage: Eukaryota; Viridiplantae; Streptophyta; Magnoliopsida; Brassicales; Brassicaceae. The record is from RefSeq and is a predicted model, not a curated record.
UAAAUCUUAAACAUUGACCAAUCUUGAAGCAAAUGGGCAAAAGGUGUAAUGUAUCUAUUAUGCGUGCAAGUAUUAUGUAAACCAGACAACAAUUGUUAAUAUAUUAGUCAUUACCACAAUCUAGAUAUUAACGAAGGGAUGGCUUCUUCUUCCUCCUACUGUUUUGGCCUCCGUUCUCUUGCAGUUGUAUUACCAUUUCUCUUAGUCUCUGCUUUGGCCACAAAAUACAUCGACGCCAUAUGCCGACGUACCACCAACAAAGCCUUUUGCGUCAAAACUUUGAACGCAUAUCCUCCAGCGGCUUCUGCCACCAACACGUUCCAAGCGGCUGAGGCCACGCUCAGCCUCACCAUGUCUUAUGCCCGUAAGUCUGCGAGUUUCGCCGGAAAAGCAGCGAAGGAGAAUCCAAAAUUGAAGAAGCAGUUUGCGGCGAGUCAAGAUGCCUUUGCGACCAUUAUCACGUCUCUCAAGAGCGCUGCCUUGGGACUCAAGGAAUCGCCAGAUACUGCAAACUAUGACGUCAUGGUUUGUACCGACAGUACAAGUAUAGUGAAGAAUUUGGUAGGUAAAAAUACAGACAAGGCAUCCAAGACUAUCAUGAUGAUGACAUUGCGGAUGGAGAAGCUUCUUGCUAUUGCCGUUGGAGCCACAGUAGCUGUUGGCGGGUGAAGACCCCCAUAAAUUUACUUGGUAUUUUUCGAAGUAACUUAUAACAAAAUAGUUAAAAUGUGCUUGUACUUUUAGAAGUAAAACUUAUAAAUAUAGUUAAAAUGUGCUUAUUGACCCCCAUAAGAUUUUUUUUCCCGAAUUAGAUUUCAGUCAUUUGAGAAAAAAUUAUCUCUGUAAAAAUAAUGGCUACCUCCGCCACUACAUACGGUCGUCCGAUUUGGCAAAUUGGUUUACUUGUCGAAAACUGAAAUGAAAAGAGAUGUU